Molecule: messenger RNA, 8103 nt
Organism: Chlamydomonas reinhardtii
Lineage: Eukaryota; Viridiplantae; Chlorophyta; Chlorophyceae; Chlamydomonadales; Chlamydomonadaceae
Exons: 7
Coding region: 327-6587 (2086 amino acids)
Biological process (GO): regulation of cytokinesis; protein phosphorylation; mitotic spindle organization
Cellular component (GO): spindle microtubule; chromosome passenger complex; spindle midzone
Molecular function (GO): ATP binding; protein kinase activity
Source: RefSeq, a predicted model, not a curated record
CGGUUCACAGGCGUACGAUGAAGUUCCACAGGCGACGUCGCGCUACGUGUUUCUGAUUGUUUACGUAUAAAACUACUGCGCGUUUAUGCCUGCAAACUUGUGGUUGGUACAUAUGCUCUUUGGCAGCUGAAACGACGCACACCGGCAAGCAAACGCCUCUCUCAAUCUUUUGCACAUGGGUAUUUGACGGUAAUCAUGUUGAUGUAUUCUAGCAAACUAAGGAGGAUGGAAGAGAGCUCGCAGUGAGGAAGGAGCAUGGAACUCUAGGUGCCAAACAGCAAGAAUCCCGCGCCGGGCCGCUGACCACGCUAGCAGUAGCAGGCAUUAUGGAAGAGAGGAAAGCUGGCGUCGGGGAAAGGCUUGCCCGGUUGUUCGGCAGGUCGGCAUCUCCAGGCCCCAAUUCUGGCACCGCCUCAAAGAAGCCGAAGGCCUUGCCUUCACCGACUGCGCAGUCACCACCCAGCCCCACGGGAGGUAUCGGGUUUUCCUGGAAUGCGCUCGGCGGCGAACCUUCGGGCAAGCCCCUCCUCCUCGGUCGGCGACCAGGGAAGUCCGCAAACGGGUCGCCAACGGCAACCUCCGGUCCCGCGCCCAGCGCGGCCGAGCUGGCGGAAGCUCGGCGACGGCGAACACGCAUGAAGAUGCGCCAGAUGGGUCUGCUCGACUGCAGCGUCGCAACCAAGGACGGCGAAAUGUUCAGUGACCCGCGCGCGCCACGCAUGUCCGCACCCUCGCUGCAACUUGACAGCGACGGAUGCGUACCGCCAACCGCACUGGCUACCACAGUCACAAGUGGUAUGCUCGUACAGGGUGGGGCGGCGGCGCCGCCGCCGUAUCGCGCGUCAGUUGGCGGCAGCAGGCAGGAGCUGAUGGCAGCGGCGGCGGCGUCCGGCGCGCCCUCGCGCUUUCGCGCCGGUGACGGCAGCGGCGCCGGGUACAGCGGCGGCUCAAUGUACGGAGCUGCCGUACCGCUGCCGCAUCUGGCGUCCGUACUUGCCGCCACGCCUGGCGGCGGCGGCGGCUGCCCCGGCGCACCCCCAGCCUCCCCCAGUGCUGCUGCCGGCUACUACUCCCAGUCCCACGCCUACGCCGCCUGUUCCUCCCCAGUAGGCAGCUACUGGCCCCCAGCCUCCACGUCCGCCGCCAGCAGCGGCUAUGGCGGUUACAGCGGUUACGGCGGCUACUCUGAUGGCGGCGGCAGCGUGUUUGGCGGCGUUGGCGGCAUCUCCCCUAGGGGCUCCUUCACUGGUGGCUACGCCGCAGCCCCCAGCAGCCCAGCAGCAGCGCUAUGCCACCCGGCCGGCGGCAUGGCACGCGCCUCUCCCGCCGCUGCAGCGCCGCUGCAACAGCCGCCGCAGCAGCCGCUACAGCCGCUGCAUUCACACCCACACCUCAUCAACUGGCACCGGAGCUCGUCGGGGCUACGGCAGCAGGUGCAGCAGGCGGCGGCCGCGGCGGCGGCACCUGUGGCGGCAGUAGCAGGGCCGUCGUCGUCAUCAGGGCAUGUCUACUGCGGCAGUAGCAGCAUUUUCUCCUCCACCUCCUCCACGCCCCGAGCCGCCUCUGGGGUGCUGCCGCCGCUGCCGGAGGCAGCGGAAGCCACUGGUGAAGAGUCAGGCGAGGCUAUAGCAGCGGCGGCGACGGCGGCGGCUGUAGCGGCGCACCUUAGUGGGCUUGAAGCAGGGUACUGCGGCGAUGCGGCAGCAGCGCCGCAGCCGCCGCCACCGUCUUUGCCUGCCUCUGUUUCUCUGCGGCCGUUUCGGUCGCAGCCGCAGCCGCCGCAGGUUCAGCUUCAGCUACAGCCGCAGACGUCUGGUCCGGCGCCGCCGGCGGCGCCACCGCCGUCGCCGUCCUGGCGGCGGCAGCUCAGCUCGGGUUGCUGUGGCCGCGGCGGCGGCGGCGGCGGUGGCGGCGGGCUGCCGUCGCCGUCGGCGGCGGCAGGGUCAAUGCCGCGGUCCAUCAGCGGCCUGAACGCGGGCACUGCACAGCAGGUGGCGGCGGCGGCAGCCCCUGAGACGCGUGCGGUUUCAUCGCCGCGGGUUCGAGGCGCGUGCUUGUCGUGUGACGGCGGCUUUGUCGCCUGCUGCAGCUGCUGCGGUGGCGGCGGCGCCUCGCCUUGGGGGGUGCUGGAAGCGCCCCGGACUCCGCCAGGGCUUUACGGCAGCAGCCCUGCCAGUCCGUACCAAGGCGCCAGCGUCAGCGGUGCCGCCGCCGCGACGCAGGCGCAGUCGGGGCCGCUGCCCCAGCUACUGCCGCCGGCGUCGCCUCUGGGCGCCAGUGGCCGCUGGAGCUUGAAUGGCGGCGGCGGCGGCGGGGCGGGCGCGGCCAUCGCUUUUGGGCCUGCACACACCGGCACCUUACACCGCCCCCAGCAGCACCAGCAGCACCAGCAGCAGCACCACUCCCAACCAAAUCACCAGCAUCACAUCGCAAGCGGCCCGACGCCGCUGCUGCAGCCGCCACAGCAGACGUCACAGCUACUGCCGCCGCCCUUCACGGCAGCUGUGACAGCCGGAUAUCGCUUGAGCUGGUCGGGGCUGUCAAACGUGCCAGAGGCCCCGUGCGAGGAGGAGGCGGCGGCCACGGCGGCCGCGGCGGAGGAACGCAAGCGAGCUGGCGGCGCCGCCGCCGCUGUGUUGCCGCCGCUGCCUAUCCGGCGGUCCACAACGACGCCACUGCCGAUCCUGGCUGCUGCUACUGCCGGGCCGUCCGCCGUAGACGGCGGCGGAGCCGAUGGCAGGCUGCCCCGCCCGGGCACUGCUACAGCCGCAGCUACAGCUGGUGCUAUGGGCGCGCCGGGAGGAGCGGCGGCGGCGGCGGCGGGCUCGGUCCAUUUCGGCGGCAGCUGCAGUUUGCGCCGCUCGACGGAGGAGGCGCCAGGAGCGGGAGGCGGCGGCGGGCCGACUUUUGGCGGUGCACUGGAGGAGUGGGAGGGGGAGGAUGUGUACGUGUCCCAUCCAACGCUCAGCAACCUGCUGCAGCCGCCCUCCCCGCCCGCCCCCGUGCCGGCGCAUGCGCCGCCACCACACCAGUUCCUCCAGCCUCCCCAGUCGCCGCAGCAUCAGCAGCAGCGGCGCCCGCCGCACCGCAUCCCACUGCUGCAGCCGCACCUGCUGCCGGUGCUACAGCCUGCGCAUCCCCUGGCGCUUCCCGCGCCCAUGCUACAGCCGCCGCAGCCACUGCCGUGGCCGCCGACGCCUGCCCUCAGCCGCCAUGAUCUGCUACAGCCGCAGCAGGAGCAGGAGCAGCUACAGCCGCAGCCGCAGCAGCAGCCGCAGCCGCAGCCGCAGCCACAGCCGCAGCCGCAGGACCAAGUACAGGAGCUGCUACUGCAGGAGCAGCAGGAGGCGGGGUGGCGCGUCUGGACCAACCAGCUCGCGCUCACACCUUCCUUGGACGCAGACACUGCUGCUGCUGCUACUGCCGCUGCUGCCGCUGGGGCUGAUCAGGCUGGUGAACAUGCAAAGGACGGGAGCAGCGGCGCCGGUGCCGGUGGCGGCGAGUCUAGUGCUGGUGGUGGUGCUGCGGCGCAGGAGGUUGAGGACGGCUUCUGGACAGCCUCUGCGCCUGCACCUGCAUCGGUGUCAGUUGCUGCAGAUACUUCCACUGCUACGACGUCCAGCGGCGAGCCGGACCCGCAGCAGCAGCCGCAGCCGGACCCGCAGCCGCCGCCGCAGCAGCAGCAGCAGCAGCCGCAGCAGCCGCGUGUGCUCCUCACUACCGCGACCCUGUCUGCGGGCAUGGGAACAGGAGGCGGCGGCGGCGACGUUGGCGGCGCGGAGCCGGCUCCGGAGGAUGGCUCGGAGAGCGAGGCCGAGGAAGCUGCGGCGGCGGAGCGUGCGGCUUCCGCCGCCAGGGCUGCGGCGGCGGUGCUGGGGCUGGGGCAUUUGGAAUCCGCGGGCCCUGUUUCCUCCUUCGGGGGCCCGAAGGGAUCCGUGUCUGCUGCUGCCGCGGCGGAGCAGGCCGUGGCGGCGGUGGGUAUGCUACAGCCGCAGCCGCCGCUGCCGCUGUCGCCGUUGCCUGCCUCCGCCACCAGCAGCCGGCCGCAGCUACUGCUGCAAAUCCCAAUGGCUCCGGUUCAGUUGGACAGCAGCCAAGGCGCCGACGCGCCGCCGCCUACCUGCACGGAUGCUACAGCUGCCGCAGCCGCGGCCGCGGGAUCUGGAUUCGGCGCCAGCGUUUCGCCGUUUGAGGCGGUUAUGAUGGCGUUCCACCGCGAAAGCCGAAGCUGGCGGGCCGGCAGUAGCACACGUACCAGCCGCAGCGGCACUGCUGGCGGUGGCGGUGGUGGCAGUAGCAUCGUCAGCAGGGGUGGCUUGCCGCGCACGAGCGGGUCUUUCCAUGCGUCCCGCCGGCGGCGGUGCGACUCCAUUGCGUCUGUGCGCCACACGGCAGCGGCGGCGCCGCCCCGCCCGCCGCACCUGCUGUUGCUGGAGCUGCACAACCAGCAGGCGAGGGCGUGGGCGCUGCAGGCCGCUGCGGCGGCGGCCGUGGCGGCGGCGGAGCAGGAGGAGGAGUACCUGCUGGAGCAGGAGGAAGCGAGGGCGCGGGAGCAGGAGGAAGAGAGGGAGCGGGAGGAUAGGCUGCAGGAAGAGCAGCAACAGCAGCAGCAGGAGGAGGAGGGACAGGAGGAGGAAGACGAGGAUGGGCAGCUAGGCGGCAGCAAUGGGGGCCACGAGGAGGACGCGCAAUGUCACCGUGGCUUACACGGCUCGGCGCCACCCCAAAACACACACUCGCUGCAGCCGCCACAUGUGCAGCCGCCACCUCCCGCAGCGUUGGCGGCCGGCCCGCAGCCGCCUGCGUCGCCUCGGUCGCCUGCCUCCCGGUCGCAGUCUCGGUCGCAGCAGGAGCGACACCUGGUGCACGGCGCACACAGCACCGGUCGGGGCAAGUCCCUAAAGGAGGCUUGCUUUGGGCUGGAGGCCGAGGCGGGCCGUGCUGAGCAUGACACGCCGGCAGUAGCACCAGCGGCGGCGGCGGCGGAUGGCAGUAGCACGGCCGCAUCCGCGCCAGAUGCUGUCGGCGACCGCGGCAAUAGCGGCAACAGCCGGCGUUCGCAGCUACUGCCGCAGCCGUCGCAGUCGCAGGUGCUGCUACAGCCGCCGCAGCUGCUGACGGCGCCGCCGGGGGUGCUGCCAGCUGGCAUGGCCCGGGCUGUGUGGAAGCUGGAUGACUACGACAUCCGGCCCGCCUUCUACCGCGGGGAUGCCUCCUCCUUGCACAAGGCCACGUGUCUGGUGUCGGGCUGCCGUGUGGUGCUCAAGGCGUACGACAUGCUGCAUGUGGCGGGCGCCCUGCCGCCCGACCUGGCGGCGGCGUGGCGGGCGCAGCUGGGGCGGGAGGUGGCACUGCACGUGGCGGCGGCGGGGCACCCCUCCGUCAUAAAGCUGUACGGGGCUUUCCAGGAGGAGGGGCUGCUGGUGCUGGUGCUGGAGCGGGCAGACGGAGGCGACCUCUUCACACGCCACCGCGCGCUGCCUGGGUGCCGCAUGCCCGAGCUCGAGGCCGCCACUGCAGUGCUGGCGCCGCUGCUGCGGGCGCUGGCUUUCCUGCACGGCCGCGGCACUGUACACCGGGACAUCAAGCCCGAGAACCUGCUCCUGGACGCCAAGGGCGCGCUAAAGCUGACGGAUUUUGGCGCCGCCAUCAGCGCGCGGGAGGAGCGGCCCGUGACCCGCACCGGCACAGCAGAGUACAUGGCUCCGGAGGUCACGCUCUGCCUGCGCAAGGACGAGGCGGCGGCUGCGGCGGCUGCGGCGGCGGCGGCGGGUCAGGCCAUGCCUGCUGUCGCCGGGUACGGCUUCCAGGUGGACAUCUGGUCCGUCGGCGUCCUGGCCUACGAGCUGCUCGUGGGCUGUCCUCCCACCGCCCGCACCCCCACCCGCACCCGCACCCCCGGCGGCAGUAGCAGGCGCUCGCCCCGCCACCCCGCCGCUGGCGCUGCUGCUAGUGGCCUCGGAGGCAUUAGCAACUACCGCGCCGGCAGUAGCAGCGUCAGCAGCAAGGGAGGCGUCAGUGUUGCCAGUGCCAGCGGCAGGAGCAGGAACGUGUCUUUCGCCUCGUCUUCGGCUGCGGCGGCUGCGGCGGCUGUUGCGGCGGCGGCGACGGCGGCGGCGGUUGAGGAGCUCCCGCUUGGGCUCUUUGCAGCACGCCACAUGGUGGCAGUAGCGAUGAGCGCGAAGGAGGGUGCUGGUGUUGCUGCUUCUGCUGCAGAUGCCGGCGGCGAUGCAAGGAGCCGGCGCCGAACUGUCAGCGGCAGUAGCAGGGGCAGCGGCACUAGCAGUAGCAGUAGCGGCAGUGAGGACAGCGGUGGCGAGGAUGCUGCGGGCGCGGAGACGGCGAGCGCCGCUGCUGGCACGGUUGCGGCCGCCGCCACUGGUGACAGGCGGCACAGGCGCAACAGCCGGCUUCCCAUCCACUUCCCGUCGCAUGUGUCGCACCCCGCUCGCGCCUUCAUCCGCGCCGCCCUCGCGCCCGGGCCCGCCGACCGCCCCACCGCCGCGCAGCUGCUGCAGCACCCCUGGCUGCGGGCAGCAGCCGCGGCGGUAGUAGCCGCCGGCGGCAGGAGCAGCAGGAGGCUGUAGCAGCCAUCGGAGGCUGUAGCAGCCAUCGGAGGCUGUAGCAGCCAGUGGCGGCUGUAGCAGCCAGUGGAGGCUGUUGGCAAUGCAGUUGACAGAUUGCAGGUGGCAUUUGUUGGCGUCUAUCGUGUGGACGGCGUCAGGGCAGUAGUAAUGGAACUGGUGGGUGGAGUUCGUGACCGCUGCGGGGUGGCCGCGGAGAUGCCGUGGGCCAACUGGUUGAAAGCUUUUGAUGUACCUCAAUGAAGCCGGGUUGACAAAGCUUACGUUUAAUUUAUGUCCCUAUUCUCUCGCAAAGCGAGUGAGUACAUGACAAUGCGUUCCACGACGGCGUUAAGCUAUGCAUUAUGUGGAUGGCGCGCAACGGAAUGAACAUGUAGAGCGUGAAUAGGCCCUGGUGUGAACGGGUGCCAUAACAGCCAUAAGAUAAAAAUGCAAAUAGCCGAUAUGCCCUGAAGCUAAUGCCGACUCCUUUUUGCGUUUGGUUAUCCAUGUUUCACUGUGGGUUGCCUCUGAACCAACGAGGUGUGGGAUUGGACCUGCGGGGCCCACAUGUCGACAGAAGGAGGUCCAGGGGAAGCCCUCUCCGGACCGAGUCCGAGUCCGGGCCUCGUGUGUGUGUGUGUGUGUGUGUGUGUGUGUGUGUGUGUGUGUGUGUGUGUGUGUGUGUGUGUGUGUGUGUGUGUGUGUGUGUGUGUGUGUGUGUUAAAGAGCACAAGGAAAACGCACGUGUGUGUGUGUGUGUGUGUGUGUGUGUGUGUGUGUGUGUGUGUGUGUGUCAGCGUGUGCCGGGAAUUGUACACAUCAGCAUCCGAGCCGCACGGAGUGACCGGGUGUGGCUGCCUCGAACCCCUGGUGCGCUGUUUCUCGGGCUGGGCCUGGGUGGUGCGGCAUCUGACUGAUCCAAGGGGUGCGGAUUGCGGAGGGACGCUGUGGCACGCUUAGGCGUAAACAAUACUUAUAUAAUUAGAUAUAAUGACGCGACUUGCGAACGGACAGUUUGAGCAGUUUGGAUCGAGCUGUCGGCGAGUGCGGCACCACGAGUGUUUGCGUGUUGAGUGCUUGGCGACGGCCACUUGGAACCCAUGCGUAGCAAGCCUCGACCUCUGCGACGUGUUCAACGGCCUUGUCCAUUGUCAACGACUAUGACGAAGCCGAGUUGCCACGUAGCAGUCAGGCUGGUGCACGUCACUGGGCCCUGUGUGUGUCUGGUUUGGAGCUGACUGGGCCCCGAUGCGUCACCAAGGGCCACCGCCAGGGGUAGCCACGUCUGCCCUGAAGUUCAGACCAUAAGGAGUUGUGGAUGGAAGAGUUGCUACGUGGCCACUGUCGUACAUGCAGCCGCCGGGGGAGUAUAUAGGCGACCGGCCAGUUAGUUUAGAGUAACCCGUGCCCGCGGCAGAGCCCUUCUCUCCCGGCCUUUCGGUAAUCAAGGUUGAGGCCAGGCGGUAAGCCCACCCUGCGGCGGUAAGCCCUGAGCUCUCGUCAAGAUCAAGACUCUGCCCUGUAACCCUCAAGAUCU